Sphaerodactylus townsendi is the source of this 5080-nucleotide messenger RNA. RefSeq names its product solute carrier family 16 member 12 (gene SLC16A12). The record is from RefSeq and is a predicted model, not a curated record. NCBI's taxonomy places the organism in Eukaryota, Metazoa, Chordata, Lepidosauria, Squamata, Sphaerodactylidae. Gene Ontology annotation, biological process: transmembrane transport; monocarboxylic acid transport. The transcript has 8 exons. Gene Ontology annotation, molecular function: monocarboxylic acid transmembrane transporter activity. The coding region runs from base 195 to 1751 and encodes 518 amino acids.
GGGGGAGAAAGCAGUCGUCCGCACUGGUACCGAUCCAUCCAUUUCAAUGAGUUUCGGCUGGAGUCACACUGCAGAAGAUUGUGCUGUUAUCAUCGCUGGAGUUUAUGAAAAGUUGUGUAAAUGACCUCUGGUGACUUUGCUUUGUGCUGCUGCUUAAGAGUAGCCUCCAGACUCCGCAAGAUGUCAAAUAACCCAUGUGCCAGGUAACAUUCCAGGUAUUCCUUGCCUAUUCACUGGCAUUGGUCUUGCAGAGUGAUUCUGUGCAAGAAGAGAGACCAGCCAUCAUGACCGUGGCUGUGCCAAGGAAAGGGUUAAGUGCCUCUCCUCCUGAUGGCGGCUGGGGUUGGAUGAUUGUGAUUGGCUGCUUCCUCGUCACGAUCUGCACUAGAGCUGUAACAAGGUGCAUUUCAAUAUUUUUUGUGGAGUUCCAGACUUACUUUGCUCAAGAUUAUGCCCGAACAGCUUGGAUCCAUUCCAUAGUAGACUGUGCUACAAUGCUUUGUGCACCACUUGGGAGUUUUAUCAGUAAUCAUGUCUCCUGUCAAGUGGGAAUCAUACUGGGAGGAUUGCUUGCAUCUGCUGGACUGAUACUGAGUUCCUUUGCCUCAACCCUGGAGCAUCUUUAUGUUUCCUUAGGAGUACUUACAGGACUGGGAUUUGCUCUUUGUUAUUCACCAGCCAUAGCAAUGGUGGGGAAGUAUUUCAGCAAGAGGAAAGCGCUUGCUUAUGGAAUUGCAAUGUCAGGCAGUGGAAUUGGUACAUUCAUCCUGGCGCCUGUGGUCCAGCUUCUAAUUGAACAGUUUUCCUGGCGUGGAGCCUUACUUAUCCUGGGAGGUUUUGUUUUAAACCUCUGUGUCUGCGGUGCCCUUAUGCGACCAAUUGCAAUAAAAGAGGACCACAAGAACAUCCCCGAAUUCUCAGAGCAGGAGUUUGGGCCCGGAGCACAAAAGCGAGACUUAAAACAGUGGUCCGUCUGUUCACCUCUGAUCAAAGUGUGGUCUCACAAAUGUAUUUGCCAGUGCUCAUGGCAGGAAUACAACUUCUUAUUGAUGCCAGAUUUUGUGGUGCUUGCCAUAUCUGUCUUAUUUAUGGCAUACGGCUGCAGCCCGCUCUUUGUUUACCUGGUGCCUUAUGCGUUAAGGGUCGGAGUGAGUCAUCAGCAGGCGGCUUUAUUGAUGUCCAUUCUUGGGAUCGUCGAUAUCAUUGGCAACAUCACGUUUGGAUGGCUCACAGACAGGAGGUGCUUGAAGAAAUAUCGUUACAUCUGCUACCUCUUUGCUGUGGGAAUGGAUGGGCUGUGCUGUCUUUUCCUUCCAGUUCUCCAAAGCUUUCCACUCCUUGUGCCUUUCUCAUUCACCUUUGGAUAUUUCGAUGGAGCCUAUGUAACGCUAAUUCCUGUGGUGACAGCAGAUGUUGUGGGAACUGCUUCCUUAUCAUCUGCCCUUGGAGUAGUAUACUUUCUCCAUGCAAUUCCAUACCUAGUUAGCCCCCCUGUUGCAGGCUGGCUUGUGGAUACAACUGGCAACUACACUGCAUCAUUUGCUGUGUGUGGAUUUUCCAUGAUAUUCAGUUCGAUGUUGCUGUGCUGUGCAAGGCUAGCCAAGAAAGUCAAACGGACACAUUCGAGGUCAGCCAGUAGACGGACACAAAUCUGGACAAAUGGAGCCAUCGCUUAUUCUGUGACUGGGGAAUUAAAUCAAAAAGGUGUGGAGCUGUUGGCUAGGGAAGUGAAAAGCCAUAGUAAAAGAUGACAUUGUGUUUAAGAGGUCCCACCCUUUGUGUACAAAUAAUAUUUUGUUAAGAUUAAUUUUGAUAACUAUCCCAUUUUUCAUGCUGCUCAAUAGAAAGAAGGUGGGAGGGACUGUAAGCAAAUGGCCUUUUUGUAAUGAAGUUUGAAGAGAAGGAAAAGGAGAUCUCUUCUAGAAUAUGGAGAAUAUUCUUAUUCAAUAAAUCUAGUCCAAGGGGUGAGAGAACAAAUGUAAUUUUCAUCAGAAAUGACCCAUGUGCACUGGGGCCAGACUUAAGAGGAGGGGUGGAAGGAGUAAUUGCCCCAGGCACAGAUCAAGAGGGGGCAGAUGCAGCCAGGUGAGAAGCUGUGGCUGCCUACCAGACUGCUGCAAAUGCAGGGUUGGAUCUGGGGGAGGGAGUGGUUCUCGGCCUUGUGCCAGCAAUGGAGUAGGACACAAACCACUAGGAGGGGAGUACAGUAAUUCCGCACCUGCUGCCUCAGGGCACACAAAAUGCAUGAGCUGCACAGAUGACUCUGUUCCAUCCUCCCACCUGACAAAGAAGAGAAAUGGAGCUCCAAAACCCCACUCCCAUUCACCAGAGCUGCCCCUGCCCAAUUGAAGGGUGACUCCUACCCCCAGGUUUAGUAGGCAUUGCUGGGUCACAGUCAUUGCCUCAGCCUUUCCUGGCUGUGGCUCCUUUGGUGAAAGGAACACAGGAGGAAAGAAGAAUCAAAUUGGACCAUCCAGGGGAGGGGGAGCAAGCCCCACGUGAGUUGCCAUUGUACAUAGGGGACAAAAAGGAAGUUUCCCAUUGGAAUUUUUGCUUUGGAACUCUCCUCCCCCCCUUCAGGUGAUACUUGGACUAUUGGUGGUGGGGUGGUGGUGAGGAGGAUUGCGAAGUCAGCCUGAAUCUGUCCUAGCCUCUGUGAGGUCUUUCCCUGUAAAGGCUUCUAUCAAGUAGGCUUUCUGGAGCCAGGGAGGGGCUCCAGCCCAGGAGCACUCCUCUGGACUGGGAUCAGCCUCAUGGCCCUUUCCAGGCAGGGAGGUUUUUCCUGAGGGAUGUACUAAAAAGAAUGACAGACUUGAAGGCCCAUUUGAGAUAGCAGAGCCAGGAAUGCCAAUUGAGUUGCAUGGCUCUAUACAUUACAGAACAAAACAAAAAGUUGCAACUAAAAUGCAGAAAGCUUUUUCAGUAAAGGUCUCUGGGCGCAGAUAUAUGACUCUGGAAAUGGAAUGACUGUUCCCAGAGUGGAGUGAUGAUCCCUAGGAAAAGAACUUGUGCUCUAUGAUUGGAAUGACAAGUCACAAAGUGGAACGACAGUCCGUAUCAAUGGAAUUGGUGCUCUGGGACUGAAAUCAGCAGAGUAGAAUGACAGGCGCUGGGAGUAGCAGAAGCAUUCUGGAUCUGGGAUGACAGGUAUAAUAAACUUCUUUCCAUAACUAAGAUUUUUUAAAAAAUCAACUGGGUUUUUGACAGCUUGCCAGUUGAGAUGGGGCAUGGAAAAUUCAUUAAAAAAAAAGACCUUAAACCCAUUUUAUGGAAAGUCACUCUCAGCCUCAAACACCUAGAUGUUAUGAAUGAGGCUAAAAUGAAAUAAUGCCUCUUUAUGCAGACCAGGGUUUUAGGGGAGGAAAGAUAGGAAGAAAAUACGACAAAUAAAGGUAGCUCCCUAAAAAUGUUGGAUACAUGUUGCGACAUACCCUCUGCCCACAAGUGCCCUGAGAUUUUUUGCUCCAAAAUUACAAGUGCCUGUCUCUUCAGCCUCUGAGCAACCUUUACUGUUAGCUUCUAUAGAAGCAUAGUGUGUGAGCCAGUGGCAAAGCUCCAAUGGGGCGGGGGGAGCAGUUCGCCCCUAGCAUGCACCAUUGCCAUUACAUGGGAGAGCAAAUCGCCUUCCAGACCCCACUCCCGCAGGGCGUGGGCAGAUCGGGGUGGGGUGUGAGCAGAUUCGGGGGGGCGCACACAGGCAGGUCAUGCCCUGGGUGCAGUUCCCUCUCCCUCUGUCCCUGGUGUGAGCAUUGUAUUUUGUGAUAAUUUCACUGUUUCCGCCUUGUACUAGAUAUAUUCAGCUCAGAUUUCCAGGCACUUCCUAGUAAGCCAGAGAGUGUCACUUGUUUAAAAAACUACCUUUCCUAGUCAGAAACAAUCAGACGCCAGAGACUUUUUAAAAGUUAAAAACAGAUGAACUAGAUUGAAAUUUAUUUUUAAAACAGCAAAGAAAUAAUGUAAUAUAAAAUAAAGCAGGUAAGCUGAUGAGGCACUAUAUACAAGCAAGAUGACAUUGGUAGCUUAUUACACUGUUUCAGAUUAGUUCAGUUGUACUGAAGAUGUUUGCUUUCUUAGUUGUUUAAGCUACAUCAGUCAGAUUUAAAUACUUCACAGAUGUCAUUACAAUUCACUGUUCUCUUUUUCUCUUUCUUUGGAGAACUCUAUUUACCCUCAGGUUACAGCUAGCUUUGCAGGAUUUCUCCACACUUCCUAGGACAGACUGAGCCUCAGAUAUGUCCUGUCACACUAAGGUUUUCUAGUAGGAUUUCUCUUGUUGGUGUCUCCAUGGAAUAAAUCCUCUCUUGUCUCUGUGAAAUACCACUGUCCCCAAUUAUCUUACUUUGCUUAUUCUCCUUUAGUGGAUUUCCCCCAGAGAUUACUGCGUAACUAGUGUGAGUUUAGUGUAUCACUGCUAUGUUGUUGGAAAGUCAGAACAGACCUCUCUUGUCUGCCUGUCUUUCCCCUCCAAAAGAGUAAGCUUUACAUGAAGAGAAAGGAGCAAUUUUAUUCUUCAACCAUUCCUUAACUCACUGUGCCUCAGAAUCUUCCUCAAACCAGAAAGGUCCUCUGUUAUCCAUAUGACUUGGUCUCCCUAUGGUGGGCCUGAGGGCUGCUGUGAAUGAACUUCUCUAAAUCCUUGAUCUCACUGAAGGUAGCAAUCUGAUCCUCCAAGCUCUGAACCUUCUUCUCUAUGAGCCCUAUCAGCUGACAUUUUUGACAAGUGUCAAAAGUGUAAUUAUUAAUAGAUAGAUAAGAGAAUGUAAAACUAUAAAUAUUCAUUAACAAUUCAUAGAGAUCAACACAAUUUAUUCUACCAUGUAAAAGAGUUAUGUGUAUUACAUAUGUUUAUAUGUAGGUAUAAAGGAAAAAAUCUGUAUAUAAUAUAUGGUGGGCUUCAUUUUGUAAUCCCCCCCCCCUUUCAAAAAAUAUGUAGAGCCAGCUUUGAUAUGUACAAAGAAGAAAAAUUGAACAAUCAAGUUGAAGAUGACCUUGGAAGAAGAAUGCAAAUAUAGCCAGUUGUCACAAAUGUUCCACCCAAGCUUCUCUUAUUUGGGAUAGUUAUUAAAACAGUUUUAUUUUA